This is a messenger RNA of Benincasa hispida (wax gourd), 1981 nucleotides long. RefSeq names its product aspartyl protease family protein 1-like. Gene Ontology annotation, biological process: proteolysis. Gene Ontology annotation, molecular function: aspartic-type endopeptidase activity. Lineage: Eukaryota; Viridiplantae; Streptophyta; Magnoliopsida; Cucurbitales; Cucurbitaceae. The record is from RefSeq and is a predicted model, not a curated record.
AUGUUUGACUUCGGACAGCAAAGUCCACAAUUUCAUCUUCUUCUGAACUUCAACGCCCCUCUCUCUCUCUCUCUCUCAUCUCAUGUUCUUCCUCCUUGAAUCCGUCAAACUUUCUUCUCCCUUCCGAUUCUAUUUAUACUCUUAGUUCCGUUCAUGUCUUCCUCACUUUCCCGGAUUUCUCACCGGAACUUUUCUCAAUACUCCAAUCGGCGUCCAUGGCCUGGACGUUCACUUCCGGCGCUCAAAUGUUACUGGUUCUUUCUAUUUUCCUUCUCGCCGGCGGCCUGAGAAGCGGUGACGCAUCUUCGUUUAAGUUCAGCAUCCACCAUCGUUUUUCGGAUUCGGUUAAGGGGAUUCUUCACUCUGAAGGUUUACCGGAGAAACACACCCCUGGAUAUUAUGCGACUAUGGUCCACCGUGAUCGAUUUGUUCGUGGUCGGCGAUUGGCUGAUGAUACGCAGCUGACGUUCGCUUAUGGCAACGAUACCUUCUUCAUCCCCGAGUUGGGAUUUUUGUACUACGCUAAUGUUUCGGUCGGAACGCCGUCGUUAGAUUUCUUUGUUGCGUUGGACACGGGAAGCGAUUUGUUCUGGUUACCAUGUGAAUGCCGCAGUUGUUUUACUUAUUUGAACACAUCGGAUGGGGGACAGUUUAUGCUGAAUCAUUAUAGUCCAAGUGAUUCAACAACGAGCUCAACUGUUCCCUGCAGCAGCUCUUUGUGCGAGCUUUCAAACCAAUGCACUUCAAACCAAAAUACAUGUCCUUAUGAAAUUAAUUACCUAUCCGCUAAUACCUCGUCGGUUGGGUACUUGGUAGAGGACGUAUUGCACUUAGCCACUGAUGAUUCACUACUCAAACCCGUUGAGGCUAAGAUUACUUUUGGGUGCGGCAAGGUCCAGACAGGUAUAUUUGCAAGAAGUGCAGCACCCAAUGGUCUUAUUGGGCUUGGCAUGGAAAAGAUAUCAGUUCCAAGCUUCUUAGCAGACCAAGGGCUUACCUCAGAUUCAUUCUCCAUGUGUUUCGGACUUGAUAAUUAUGGGAGAAUCGAUUUUGGGGACACAGGCCCAGCAGGCCAAAAAGAAACACCCUUCAAUUCCAUGCUCCACUUUCAAUCCUACAAUGUUUCCUUCAAUCAGAUAAUUGUGGGAGACAAAACCAACAAUGUUCCAUUUACUGCAAUUUUCGACUCUGGUACCUCGUUUACGUACCUAACUGAACCAGCUUACUCUACUAUUUCUGAGCAAAUGGAUGCAGGGAUGGACUUAAAGCGCUUUACAUUUGAUUCUAGUUUCCCAUUUGAGUACUGCUACGAACUUCCUUCAAAUUCAAAAGACGUUCAACGUCCGUUGCUGAAUUUUACAAUGAAGGGUGGAGAUGAUUUUGUCCCCUUAGAUCUGUUUAUUGUUGUUCCUAUUGAUGAUUCAGGUAGUAGUCGUGCUGCUUGUCUGGCCAUUCUCAAAAGCACUGAUAUUGAUCUAAUUGGACAAAACUUCAUGACUGGUUAUCGUAUUAUCUUCAAUCGUGAGAAGAUGGUGUUGGGCUGGAGUCUUUCAGAUUGUUACGACAAUGGUGACGGCACUCCCUCCGGUGAUACCCCUCCAUCGGACUCUCCUCCCUCUGACUCUCCUCCGGCUGAUUCCCCUCCAACCGACGACUCUCCUCCGGCUGAUUCCCCUCCAACCGACGAUUCUCCCCCAUCCGAACACUCUCCCCCCUCCGAAGACUCUCCUCCGUCAGAAGACUCUCCCCCGUCCGAAGACUCUCCUCCGGCACCGUCUACCCCAGGAGGAAGGACUGGUUUGCCGAAUUUUGGCGAUGCAACGCGGUUGAACCCAUUGGCCUCUGUAUUUGUUGCUGUUCUUGCAAUUUUGGCCGUUGUUUGAAUUUGAUUAUUUUUCUCUGGGUUUCAUUGGUUUUACUUCUGAUUUAUUUGGUGUAUUUUAUUUUGCUUUUCGUAAAAUAAUAAUUUAAAUUCGAAAUA